This is a messenger RNA of Hypanus sabinus (Atlantic stingray), 6530 nucleotides long. It is a transcript of the gene cip2a, whose product is annotated as cellular inhibitor of PP2A. NCBI's taxonomy places the organism in Eukaryota, Metazoa, Chordata, Chondrichthyes, Myliobatiformes, Dasyatidae. The coding region runs from base 305 to 3019 and encodes 904 amino acids. The transcript is spliced from 22 exons. The record is from RefSeq and is a predicted model, not a curated record.
ACAUUGAAGGAUUUGUCCCCAUGCUGAUUGCUUCUACACCCAGCUGUGGGAAGAGUUGCUGCAACUAUUAGCGCAGAAGUGGAAAAAUAAGACCACAAAAUGGUGUAAAGAUUCGGCUCCUUGUGGAGAGACAGUCGCCAAGUCCGCCGAUUCCAUUCGCACUUGGAAAAGUAACUUCACGUCUUGGCAGUGUGACGUCAAGGAGCAGGCACCGCUCCUCAUUGCGCAUGCGUUCUACGAGCUAUUACGUCAGAGGGAGGGAAUGUGUCUUCCGUGAGGAGAUUUCUUACCCUAAUUUACAGAAAUGGAUCUGACUUCUUCCAUGAAAUCCCUGUUGCUGGCUAUCACACAGUAUAAAAAUAGCAAAUCUGAACAGAAUGCUUUACAAAUCCAAAGGCAAUUGGAUAUAAUUUGUGGAAUGAAAGCAAUACACAUAUUUGCAACAAAUCAAAGUUUGCCAAGUGAAUGUCUGAACAGUCUUGUGGAGCUUGUUGGUGAUCCUAACAUAAAGGUGACACUGACUCUGAAGAUAAUAGGAUUACUCACUCAAUUAGCAUCAGGUAGUGAGACCAGAGAAAUAUUGCAUACAUACAACCUUAUCAGUGCACUUGCAGCAGUGGUUCAUCAUAACAGUACAACUCCCAAAGAACAAGUGGUAUUGCAGAGCCUGCAGCUUCUACAGAAAAUAACUUAUAACACCAGAGUGUUUCAUUGUGGUACAAAUGUUGAUGAACUAAUUGCAUUUCUGGUGAAACAUGUUCAAGCCCCAGAAGAUGAGCUCACUUUACCAUGUCUAGGAUUGAUGGCAAACCUUUGUCGCCACAACUUCUCUGUUCAAGCCUAUAUAAAAUCAUUGAAUUACAUUAAAGGGUUUUAUCGAUCUCUUAUUAAAUUCUUAGCUCACAGCAGUUUAACACUAGUGGUUUUUGCACUUUCUAUACUAUCAAGCCUAACUCUGAAUGAAGAGGUGGGAGAGAAGCUAUUUCAUGCCAAGAACAUCCACCAGACGUUCCAACUUAUAUUUAAUAUUCUGGUCAAUGGAGAUGGAACACUGACCAGGAAAUAUGCUGUAGAUCUUCUGGUGGAUCUCCUCAAGAAUCCCAAGAUUGCAGAUUUCCUUCAAAGGUACGAGCAUUUCAAAUCAUGCUUAUGUCAAGUGUUAGGUCUUCUUCGUGGUAAAGAUUCAGAUUCAGCAGCUAAGAUCCUUGAAUUACUAGUUGCAUUUUGCUCAGUGAACAGUCUCAGGAGAAUAUUAUGCCAUGCAGUGUUUGGAGCUUCUGAAGAAAGACUCACAGCAGCUAAACUCAAAUCACAACUUAAACCUUCAGAGCCAAUUAUUACUCUUAUCCAUUGGUCAAGUCAACCACUAGAGAAUCCUGAGAGGUGUUCAUUACUUGCUCUUGUUCUUCUAAAAGAGCUAUUUGAGGAAAUAAUUGACUGUACCCUUUGGGUCACAGUUGAGCCAUUUAUGGAGCUGCUUUUUCCUGUUAUCUUGGAGCAGUUAAAGAUUCCAGACCAGUCUUUAGAGGAUGCUCUAUUAAAAAAGAAAUAUGAGCGAAUUGCAAGGGCACUUGAUGUCCUUUUGGUGCUUUGUGGAGAUGACACAGCAAAAUUACAGAUUGCUAAAGUUCUCACUGCCAGGAAUUGUAUUUCAAUUCUGGAGUAUCAGUUUACAUACAAUAGAAUGGAUAUUGGCUAUCGGAGCAAUAUAACAGAUGUGGAACUAUGUAAAAUAGGUACAGAUAUUGUCUUAAAGACUCUUACCCUUAUGAGUGAAGUCAAACAGUUGGUGCCGAACAUGGAAGCAAACUUUUAUAAGAUUUUGCAGGACCAGCGACUUACUUCAGCUUUGUCAUUUGCAUUGACAUCUGAGCACAGAGAGUAUGUACAGUUUGCUUUAAAGGUUCUGUUUGAGGCAGCACCUUUGCCUGAUUUUCCUGCUAUUAUGCUUGGAGAAAGCAUUGCUGCCAAUAAUGCUUGUAAGCAACAGAAUUCUGAUCACGUGAUUAAAAACAUACCUGUCCAGCAGCAAUCAACAAACUUACUAACACCAAAGUGUUCAAGCACUGCUGAUGCUGCCAGAUCAAAUAUUCAUGAAUUAAUUGAUAAAUUGCAAAUGGGAGCAGAGCUGAAGGAACAAGUCAAGGAUGUUAGGCUUUCAGAUGUGAUGGAUGUCUAUGAACAGAAGCUUUCCUCCCUUGCAUCCAAAGAAAAUCGUUUACAAGAUUUGUUGGAAGCUAAAGCACUGGCCUUAGCACAGGCUGAUCGCUUGAUUGCCCAGUAUCGUUGUCAAAGAGCCCAUGCAGAAGCAGAGGCACGACAAUUAGCUUCACUUCUAAUGGAUGCAGAGAGAAAAAAUGAAGAACUUGAUGGAGUGUUGAAGACUCAGCUGCUGGAAUCUGACCGUGCCAAGGCUGAUAUUGAGGAGCUUUAUCAACACAAUUGUAAACUACAAGUAGUUGCUGAAGAGCAUGAGUCAUUAAAAAUUACUUCUAAAAAUCUUUCUCAAACACUUGAUAAUGUUGAAAGGCAAUUUAAAGAACUUCAAAGUGAACAUAACUCAUUAAGCAAACAAUGUGAAUUAUUCAAAAAGCAAAUUGACUCUCUUAAGCAACAGAAUGAUAGGUACAUCGCUCUGUUGGCAGAGUUGGAAGAACAGAAAAAUGAUUUGUGCAUUCAGUUACAGAAGAAGGAUAAUAAAUUAUUAGAUUUAGAACAAAGGUUCCAGUCACAACUUGAGAAAACAAAAACAACGGAAAAGGCGAAAGAAGACUUAGAAGAAGCCAUUGGUAUACUCCAAAAGGAUCUUAGCAAGACUGAGUUAGCAAGGAAAGAGCUCAGCAUUAAAUUGUCAUCCUUCGAAGUCCAGAAAUCCCAGCUUGAGGCACGAUUACAGCAAAAAGAAGCCCUUGUUCAAGCUCAACAGGAGGAACUCAGCAAACAUUCUCAGAUGAUAGCAAUGAUUCAUAGUCUUAGUAGCAGUAAACUACAAUCAAACACUGUAAAUCUCAGUUUGUAGCCUUGCUUAUUUUUGUCAUUUUAAUGUGGAAAGAAAUAGGAAAUGUCUCAAUUGUUAGCUUCAAGUUUCUGCAGUUGGAUGAUUAGAUAUUCAUUCUGUGGGAUUCAAGCUACAAAUCAUUUUAACUAGAAUUCAUAACCAUUAAAUAUAAAGUAUUUAAAAUCUGUUUGCUUUGGGUGCAAGUAUUUGAUGUUGCUUGAAACUAGACUGCUUUGGGUACCAUUACAAGCAAGAAUAUUGGCUAUAAUUUUGACGUAGUGAUUCAAACCAGAUUUUUGUAUAACUGUAUUACCAGUCUUGGUCUGUAAUACAAUACAAUGCAUAACCAAAACUUUUAGUAGAAUGUAUAUUGAGGGGGUAUCACUUAGAAUUUAGGCAAUAGUUAUUUCAAAUUUGAACAACUCUAUACCUAAUGAUAGAGUAGAAUUCUGCCAUUAUAUUAAUACUAAAUAUAAUUGUCUUUCAGUAGAGUCCUACUAAAUUCAAAUUUAAAUUCACCAGUAUUAUUAUACUAAAUACUUGGAAACAAUUGUUCAAAUCUUAUGCACAUUUGUAAAGGAAUUUUGAUACUCUUCUGAAACUGCAGUGUUUAUGCAUAUUCUUAUUUUCAAUUAGCAUGCACAACCAAACUUAAUUGUACAUCUUUUCUUCCUUUGUCUAUUGACAGAAUAAACUCUUUAAAUACUAAUAAGUUUAAGCUUAGUGUUAAAAUUGUAUAGACAAUAUAUAAUUACAUAAACAUUUGUUUUGUACAGUGUAUCAAUGUUUUUGAUAAAAUUACUACUAACUCUGAAUAAAUAGCAAAUGGAUUGUACAUAUUUCUGCUCUUGAUAGUCCUCUUAAAACAUUGGCCAGAGACCACAUUAUUCAAUCAUAACUGGAAGAUGCACUUGGAGGAGUGAUAGAUGUUAUCAGUUGGGAGACUGAAGGCAUAUGCAUCAAGUGCAUCAGUGGGUUUUUAAACUUCAUUUUUGAUGGAAACAUGUACAAGGAAUGUGCAGCAAUUUCAACUCCAUUAUUUAAAGGGCUGAUCAUACAGCAUCAUUCAACUGUACAUGAAAGAAAAAGGGAAGAAAGGAUGUAAACAAGCAUAGUUGACAAAUAAAGCCAUGCCCAAAUUCUUUGAUACUCCUUAAUGUGUUGCUAGGCACAGUGGGGAACUGGAAAGCCAUUUUUGUGGGAUGCAAUCUGCAACAGGAGUAAAGGUGACCUGCCUAUGUGUGACUUAAGAGAUGCCACACAAAGGUAUAGUACCAUACUCCUGGGUGUGGUGCCAGAAACAAUUUGACUAAUUUAUUCAUAUCACAAAAAAUUGAAUAGGGAUUCACAUUCUGUGUGUAUCUUAAGAUCAGUGCAGCUCAAGAGGCACUUAAACUUAUGGAGUCCAUGCUAGCUUCCUGUAGAUGAAUCUAUUCUCUCCCAUAUACUCAUUCUUGUGUGUCCUUAUCAAAUUCCUUCUCAGUCUUACUCCACGGAUACCAACACCAACCUCUCUAGCUGAAUCUUGUAUCUGAAACUGUCAUCCUCCUUUCUGUAUACAUCCUCUCUAAGACUUCCCAAAGUAUGGUGGCUAGAAUUAGAUAAAAUAUUCUAGUUAUGGCUUAAAGCAUGUUUAUUAAUAAACAAUUAACCUUCCUAACUUUGUACUAUUUAUUUGUAAACUUCGUUAAUAAUUCCCUCAACACGUCUUAAAACUUUCAAGGAUUUAUACAUCCCAGGUCCCUCUGUUCAUAAAGAGUCUUUGAAACUAUAUUGUCUAUUCCCAUUUUAUUGAAGCUUCUGCUUCUCUCUAAUAGGUUCCAUCUGCCUUUUGGCUAUACAGUUCCUCAUUUUAGAAUCCGGUGGUGAUGUCAAUAUUAACCACAGCUACCAAGCUGAGUAUCACCUGCAAAUUUUGACAUCUUGUCACUUAUGCUCACAUUCCAAGUUAUUGAUAUAUAUACAAAAAUGUAGUCUAAUUUACCUUUUGUCUUGCAGAUAAGCCUUUGGAUAGUUUCCCUGACAUGCGCUAUGAUCAAUACCCUCACUAAUUCUCUGUUUCCCGCGAUCCACUCAGGAAUACUCAGGCAGAGUCAGUGUGGGCCCACCUCUAUCUCUUGCAAUGCCAUGGGCUUCAGAUCUGCAUAGCCCUGCCUACCUUCACUCUGCAACAUCACUGCAACCUGCCUCACCUGGUGCAGAGGAGUUACUACUUUAUGGUUCUAUAUGAUAAUGUAAUCAUACAAGCCCUCCACUACACAUCACUAUUCAAUAACCAUCAUUGUUAUCUAGUUAUCAUAGGCAAGAUUCAGUUAACCCAUGGGCCCAACAAUAAACUAAAUUCCAUGUAAAGUAUUUUUGUACAGUUAAAAUAUUGUACAUUGAUUAGCAGUUUAAAGAGCAGAACAAAUGCAGCAUGAUGUUUGAAAGGAAUUUUGGCAAGUUGGAGCCAACUUCUCAGUUUAGGCUCUUGCCUUUUGAUCAUGAAAUUAAAUUUUGUACAAAUAUUGUAUGAAAUAAAAUCAAUGACCAUGAAGUACAUUUAUUUUGUCAAUUCUGUGGUAUUAUUGGCUUGGUUCUUUCCAAAGUUCUUGAUUUUGAACCCAACCAAUUGAUCAAAUUGUAAUUGUGAGAAUUAAUGUCUUCCCAGAUAUGCUGCCUCUAGACCAACAAAAUAAUAAAUAUGUAAUUUCUCUCACUUGUAAUUUAACUACACUUUGUCCUGCUGAGUAAUUCGAACCGACAUGGAUGUUUUUAGUAGACCAAAACAUUUCCAUAUUGUUUACAACUUUAAAAAAAAUACAAUAAGUAGUCUUAAAAAACAACUUUUAAUAUUUAAAAAAAUUUUGGAAAAAAUUACACCAAGUGAUAAAAUAAAAGAUUAUAUCAGUUUUGGAAAAAUUUGAUUUCUGUAUAAUAUUAACCUGCUUUAUUUAUACUAUUCAUAUAGUCAUUUUAUCCAGAUGAUUGAUUAAAGCUUGUUGCCUCUCUGUUUCAAGUCUUAAUAUUUCUUAAAUCCUUGAGAAUUUUCUGGUAUUCAUGUGUGUUGCUCCUGACCAGAGUGUAUCUAAUAUAUUUUGUUUUUAUUUCUUUGCAUCCAGCAUACCUUAGUCACAAUAUUAACUAAAUGAUAAUUUUGUGACAGAAGUAUGGUUUUUAUUGUUAAAAUCUAUGUUCAUCAGGCUGAGCACAAACUAUUGGGUUAUUAGGAAAAUAGAUUACCUGGAACAUGGUUCUUUAUACAGUAAUUGUGUCUCAAAUAUAAUGUCUAUCAUCUAUUUUGAAAUUAGAUCCUCCUCGGCCUGUUUAGAUGACUUAGAUAAACUUUUAAGUGAUGCAUCUUUUCCAUGUCAUAUCAGGCAGAUACUCCAGUUGAAUUGAUCCGUUUUUGCUGGGAAUGGGAUUCAGAGGCAAAUAUAGGAGACAAAAUAGAUGCAAGAGUGUACCUCAAACAUAAAUAAAUAGGUCCAAUCUAAAACAUUUUUGAUCAAGCCUUGGAGGCGUUGUAAUUAUAUUUGUCCUACUGUUCAAU